AUGUCAUUUUUGGUAUACUUGAUCUUCUUGCUAGCAGUUGUAGAAGCUGGCAGGAACAAUUUACAUCAAAACUCUAAAAUCAACAUAGCAGAGUCCAAGUUAGAAGUUACAAUAAAACUACCGGCGAAUAUUACUGUUCCUGGAGUCAUAACAUUUGGAGACUCGAUAGUGGAUAGUGGAAACAAUAACAAUCUUCGUACACUAUUGAAAUGUAACCAUGCCCCUUACGGUCAAGAUUUUCCGGGCAAAAUUCCUACCGGAAGAUUUACUGAUGGAAGAGUUCCAUCUGAUAUAGUUGCGGAAAGGUUAGGAAUAGCAAAGACAAUACCAGCAUACUUAGAUCCAAAUCUGAAAGAUGAGGAUCUUUUGAAGGGUAUAAAUUUUGCUUCAGGGGGUUCUGGUUAUGACCCAUUAACUGCUAAAAUAGUGCAAGUGGUAUCCUUAGAGCAACAAUUAAAAUAUUUCGUAGAAUACAAAGGAAAACUAAAAGAAAUACUUGGCGAAGAAAAAGCAAAUUUUAUGGUGAAAAAUAGUCUUUAUCUCGUGGUUGCAAGCAGUAAUGAUCUUGCUCAUACCUCUAUGCCACGCUCCUUGACACAUAACAGAACUAUAUAUCCUGAAUAUUUGGCUGACUUGGCUUCUAAAUUUAUUAGAGAGUUAUAUGGACUUGGAGCCCGACGAAUUGGAGUAUUUAGUGCAGUACCAGUUGGAUGUGUACCAGCAGGCAGAACAAUUCAUGGAAAAUUCAAGCGGACUUGUUCAGACAAACUAAACCAAAUGGCUCUUCAGUUCAACACAAAGCUAUCUCCAUUAUUAGAGGGUUUACGAAAAGAGUUACCGGAGACCAAAAUUGCGUUUAUAGACGUGUAUGACACUCUUAACGACAUGAUAGUAAAUCCUAAAAACUAUGUGCUCAAUCUCCUAAUUCUCAUCACGGUAAUCUUAGCAGUUUCUUUACACGUUGAUGCACUCAGCCCUCACUACUACGACCAAACAUGUCCACAAGCCGACCACAUUGUCACCAAUGCAGUCAAGAAAGCCAUGUCAAAUGACAAAACUGUCCCUGCCGCGCUCUUGAGGAUGCAUUUCCACGACUGCUUCGUCAGGGGAUGCGAUGGGUCGGUCCUAUUAGACUCGAAGGGGAAGAACAAAGCAGAGAAAGAUGGACCUCCUAACAUCUCACUCCAUGCAUUCUACGUGAUUGACAAUGCAAAGAAGGCAUUAGAAGAGCAAUGUCCCGGUGUUGUCUCUUGCGCUGACAUCGUUUCACUCGCUGCUAGAGAUGCAGUCGCUCUCUCAGGAGGGCCAACAUGGGAAGUGCCAAAAGGAAGAAAAGAUGGAAGAAUAUCAAAGGCAGUAGAGACAAGACAAUUACCAGCUCCUACUUUUAACAUUUCUCAAUUACGUCAAAGUUUUGGCCAAAGAGGCCUCUCCAUGCACGAUCUUGUUGUUCUCUCAGGAGGGCAUACACUAGGAUUUGCCCACUGCUCGUCGUUCCAGAAUAGAAUCCACAAAUUCAACACACAGAAAGAGGUUGACCCAACGCUAAACCCAUCGUUCGCGGCCAGCUUGAGGGGCGUUUGUCCAGCCCACAACAAGGUGAAGAACGCCGGAGCGGUGAUGGAUGGAAGCACAACCUCAUUUGACAAUGUAUACUACAAAAUGCUUAUGCAAGGCAAGUCACUCUUCUCAUCCGACCAGGCGCUUCUCACGUCGCCUUCUACUAAGAAACUUGUUGCAAAGUACGCGAGUUCCAAUGAAGAGUACGAGAGGGCUUUUGUGACUUCCAUGAUCAAGAUGAGUAGUAUUCUUGGGAAUGGUAAUGAGGUCAGGCUUAAUUGCAGGAAGGUUCGCUAA
Messenger RNA from Arabis nemorensis, 1857 nucleotides. Lineage: Eukaryota; Viridiplantae; Streptophyta; Magnoliopsida; Brassicales; Brassicaceae. The record is from the annotation of a GenBank genome assembly.